AUGGUGUCCUGGGAUUGCGUUGACCCGCAAGGGCCCCAUGAUGAACUCCUGGUUAAAUAUCAGUACAUAUCAGACUUCUUAAUUGCCGUUGCGUAUUUCUCCAUACCCCUGGAGCUUAUAUAUUUUGUUCAAAAAUCUGCAUUCUUCCCAUAUAAAUGGGUGCUUAUGCAGUUCGGUGCUUUUAUUGUUCUCUGUGGAGCUACCCACUUCAUAAACUUGUGGACCUUCUCUUUCCACUCUAAAGCUGUUGCUAUGGUGAUGGCAGUUGCAAAGAUUGCUUGUGCUAUUGUAUCAUGUGCAACUGCAUUAAUGCUAGUUCACAUUAUUCCUGAUCUGUUGAGUGUCAAAACUCGGGAACUACUUCUGAAAAACAAGGCUGAUGAGCUUGACCGGGAGAUGGGGCUUAUUCUUACACAAGAAGAAACUGGAAGGCAUGUUAGGAUGUUGACUCACGAAAUCAGAAACACGCUCGACAGACAUACUAUAUUGAGAACCACACUUAUUGAGUUGGGUAGGACUUUAGGCCUGGAGGAAUGUGCAUUGUGGAUGCCAUCACGAACUGGCAUGAAUCUGGAACUUUCUCAUACUCUAAACUACCAAAUGCAAGUUGGAUCUACUGUUCCACUAAACCUACCCAUAGUCAAUGAAGUUUUCAAUAGUGCUCGAGCAGUGCGUAUACCAUACACAUGCCCACUGGCUAGGAUCAGACAUCUUGUGGGAAGAUAUGUGCCACCUGAGGUUGUUGCUGUGCGAGUACCUCUUUUACAUCUCUCAAAUUUCCAGAUUAAUGAUUGGCCUGAUCUCUCUGCUAAAAGCUACGCAAUCAUGGUUUUGAUUUUUCCUACAGAUGGUGCUAGAAAAUGGCGAGACCAUGAAUUGGAACUUAUUGAUGUUGUCGCAGACCAGGUAGCUGUUGCUCUUUCACAUGCUGCUAUUCUGGAAGAGUCUAUGCGGGCCCGUGAUCAGCUCAUGGAGCAAAAUGUUGCUUUAGAUUUAGCUCGACGUGAGGCAGAGAAGGCUAUCCACGCUCGCAAUGAUUUCUUUGCUGUCAUGAACCAUGAAAUGAGAACACCAAUGCACGCAAUUAUUGCAUUGUCUUCACUUCUUUUAGAGACUGAGCUAACUCCAGAACGAAGGGUUAUGAUAGAGACAAUACUGAAGAGUAGCAACCUUUUGGCAACACUUAUUAAUGAUGUUCUAGAUCUUUCUAGACUUGAAGAUGGGAGCCUAGAAUUAGAAAUUGGAAAAUUCAACCUCCAUGGGAUUUUCCGAGAGGUCACAAAUUUGAUAAAGCCUGUCGCAUGUGUGAAGAAGCUAUCCAUGACUUUGCUUCUGGCCCCAGAUCUACCUGCAUGUGUUGUAGGUGAUGAGAAACGGCUUAUGCAAACAAUUUUAAAUGUUGCAGGUAACGCUGUGAAGUUCACGAAGGAGGGAUAUGUUUCAAUUAUAGCAUCUGUUGCAAAACCAGAGUCUUUAAGAGAUUGGCGAUACCCUGAAUUUUAUCCAGUGCCAAAUGAUGGCCACUUCUUCCUUCUAGUACAGGUUAAGGAUUCUGGCUGUGGCAUUCUCCCACAGGAUCUUCCACAUCUUUUUACCAAAUUUUCUGAGUCUCGAAGUGGAAUCAGUCGAAAGAAUGGUGGCACAGGACUUGGACUUGCCAUUUGUAAACGCUUUGUACACCUCAUGGGAGGCGUCAUUUGGAUUGAGAGCGAGGGCCUUGAUAAAGGGAGCACUGCCUCAUUCAUUGUCAAACUUGGUGUUUGUGACAACCCAAAUGAUUCAUCCGUGCACCCGGUUGCACCCCGAGGUCGUGCUCACAACGGCAGCGGAGAUCUCCCCGGACACAAACUUGUAUUUAGAGAUAUUGAUGAUGUAGCUUCAUCAAGUUCCCGUUACCAAAGAAGUCUUUAG
Molecule: messenger RNA, 1911 nt
Organism: Alnus glutinosa
Lineage: Eukaryota; Viridiplantae; Streptophyta; Magnoliopsida; Fagales; Betulaceae
Product: ethylene response sensor 1
Exons: 5
Coding region: 1-1911 (636 amino acids)
Biological process (GO): phosphorylation; signal transduction
Cellular component (GO): endoplasmic reticulum
Molecular function (GO): ethylene receptor activity; protein binding; phosphorelay sensor kinase activity
Source: RefSeq, a predicted model, not a curated record